AUGGCAGCCGCAAGGUCCGUGCCAACGCCUGUGCCAGGCACCGCGCUAUCUAUGAUGCGGGCGCAGGCGGCUGACGUGGCUCAAGGCGCAGGCAUCGAUAUUAGCGACGCGCACAUUGAUCAGUUUCUUCGGUCCCUCUCCCAGGACCGAUUCGAGAAGCACAAGGCACAGCAUGGCCUGCGUUUCCCUCUGCGCUUUGGUUCAUGGGCCGAGGAAUGCAAUUUCCUAUGUGUGCUUUCGCUCUUGAACGCCUUCUCGGGAUACCGUGUGGACUUUCAUAAGGUGACGGGUCAUGGAUCGUAUGAUAAUGUGCGACGCUGCGUGAUGGGUCUGUAUCUAUCGUCCGACGAUGGGACAAGCCUGCAGGCAGAUGCUCUUGCGCGUGUCAGUACUACGGAGCUUGCUCAGAUUCUCGGCGUGCCUACACACACCGAGGAAGCUCACCCAUCCUUGCCGUUUGUCACAGUGGGCACCGUAGGCGGGCCCUUGGAAGAGCCCCUAGCGAUAGCCGCCUCGCUUUGCAAGGAAGCCGGCACGUACUUGCAACAACGUGGCUACAAGGACUUUGCGAGCUAUCUGCUCGACGUAUGCAAAGAUGCUCUUACGCAUGACAAUGUGGACACAUAUGUCUUAGAAGGCAUUGCCCGUAUCCCUGGCUUUGAUGAUGCGACGAUCGUGGACGAUGAGCCGUUGUAUAUGUACAAAAAAGCACUGUUCCUCCUACAUGCGCUACAAGGCCUGAUCAUGGCAUCGGCACACGAUGUGCCGUCAAUCAUCCAGGCUAUGACACAGCACUGGGCCACGCACCCUAAGGCGCCAUUGCCCCUGUUUGUGGACAACGUCUUGCCUACGAUGCUCACGGCCGUAGGCAUUUUGCAAUUGGCACAUAGCAACAUUGUGCCGCUCCAGACAUGGCAUCCUGAGCCAGUGCCAGGGGGCGACAAGGACGUGGCUGGGCCUACCCUUUCUCAGGAGGACGCCUACCGCAUUAGGGCUGCCGCGUUGUCUGCAGGGGAUCGCAUCGUUCGUCGUGCGCAUCAAUUGGCGCAUGAAGAGACAGCAUUGGCAUGGAUGGCGACGAUGACAGAGAGCGACCUGGACGCGUAUUUGUGGUCGUAUGCCAAAGAUCCAUCCCUACGUAGUAUUCCUCGUCUUUCCGAGCGUCAUACAGGUAUGUACUAA
Malassezia pachydermatis is the source of this 1182-nucleotide messenger RNA. RefSeq lists its product as hypothetical. Gene Ontology annotation, biological process: tRNA modification. The record is from RefSeq and is a predicted model, not a curated record. Lineage: Eukaryota; Fungi; Basidiomycota; Malasseziomycetes; Malasseziales; Malasseziaceae. The coding region runs from base 1 to 1182 and encodes 393 amino acids. The transcript has a single exon.